UCAUCUCUCUCUCUCCUCUUCAUCUCUUUCUUUUUCUCCACCUCUUUCUCAAUUAACCCCCCCUCUCUCUUUUAGGCAACCAUGUUUUUAUGGCAGGAGUCAACCAAAUAAAAGCAGCUCCACCAGUCUGUGGGGGAGAAAAGCCGCUGGUUCAAUGAAGUGAUCUAUUCAACUCAGUGUGUUUCUCUCUCUUGCUCUCUUCAUUAAUUACGGACUGUCCUGCCCUUCAUCCUUUCUGUCUUUUGUUUUCUGUCUCUCUUACUUUUUAUUCCCCUCCUUCUUUCUCUGGCUGGCUGAGCCCUGAUAGGGGAUAAAAUCAGGAGUUUGGGAGAGGAGAGGGACAUUUGGGAGCGAGAUGGCGAGUGGGACGGUGGCGUUCCUGUAUGGAUUCCUGCUCCUGUCUCUGUGGAGACCUUCACUGCAAGGAGGUGUGUACAUACCUGCUGGUGUAGGUGAAGGAGCUGGGGCUGGAUUAAGAGCUGGAGGAGCAGGAGGUGUAGGUGGAGCUGGCGCUGGUCCAGGUGGUGCAGGCUUUGGCCCUGGAGCCGGUGGAGGUUACACCAAGCCAGGGAAGACGGGAGCUGGCUAUGGUGGUCAGGUUGUAGGCCAAGGCCAAGGAGGACUGGGGACUGGAGGUCUGGGGGAAAGAAGAGUUAGACCAGAAGGAGCUGGGGCCGGACCAGGAGGUUAUGGACAUGGCGGUGGUUUAGGAGCUAGAGGCCUUGGAGCAGGAGCUGGCAAUGGAGGUCGGAGUCCUGGAGGACAGGGGGCUGGACUAGGAGCUGGAGGUCUGGGAGGAGGAGGUCUUAGACAAGGAGUCAGACCAGGAGGUUAUGGACCAGGUGGAGCUGGGGCUGGACCAGGUGGUUAUGGGCCUGGUGCUGGUCUUAGUCUGGGCGGAGCUGUGGCUGGAGGUCUUGGUGGUGGUUACGGACUUGGCGGUGGUCUAGGUGCCGGAGGCCUUGGAGCAGGAGCUGGAGGAAAGCCAGAGAAGGCAGGAGCUGGCUAUGGUGGUAGAGAUCCUGGAGGACAGGGGGCUGGACUGGGUGUUGGAGGUUUUGGACCAGGUGGCUAUGGACCAGGUGGAGCUGGGGCUGGACCAGGUGGCUAUGGGCUUGGUGUUGGUGUUGGUCCUGGGGGAGCUGGUCCUGGAGUUUAUGGUCAUGGUUAUGGACCCGAUGGAACAGGAGCUGGCUAUGUAGGUCGCAGUCCUGGGGGACAGGGGGCUGGAUUAGGAGCUGGAGGCUAUGGACCAGGUGAAGCUGGACCAGGAGGAUAUGGGCCUGGUUCUGGUGUUGGCCAGGGUGGAGCUGGUCCAGGUGGUUUUGGUGGUGGUCUUGGAGCUGGCGGACAAGGAGACGCCCUUGGAGCUGGGUAUGGAGGCCUCGGAGCUGGGGGACUGGGAUCCAGAGGUUCUGGUCAAGGGGCUGGAGGACUUGGAGCAGGCCAAGGUCUUGGAGCUGGCCAAGGAGAUGGAUACAGACCUGGAGGAGGCUACGGUGGUGCUGCUGGUGGUCUAUACGCUGGAGGGGUGGGGGCAGGCCAGAAACCUCCCAAAACAGGAGCAGGAAGUACACUAGGAGGAGAUGGAUAUGGGCCUGGUGGUGCUGAUGGACAUGGGCCUGGUGGCGCAGGUGGACAUGGGCCUGGUGGCGCAGGUGGACAUGGGCCUGGUGGCGCAGGUGGACAUGGGCCUGGUGGCGUAGGUGGACAUGGGCCUGGUGGCACAGGAACUGGGCCUGGUGGCGCAGGAACGGGACCUAGUGGCGCAGGUGGAUAUGGUCCUGGUGGCGCAGGAACUGGGCCUAGUGGCGCAGGUGGAGUUGGUCUUGGUGGUUUUGGGCCUGGUGGCGCAGCAGUACCAGCUGGAGCACCAGUACUUCCACAGACUGGAGUCCCUGGGGGUGGAGCUAGAGAGAAGAGCGGUUGGAAGGCCAACAAACAAGUGCCAGGUGUUGGAGUACCUGGACUCUAUCAAGGUGGAAUAGUACCUAGUCAAGGUUUCGGAGGGCGUGGGGUUCUACCAGGUGUUGCCACUGGAUCCGGACUUGUUCCCCAGACAGGGGCAGGUGUGCUGAGUCAGGGUGGAGUUGGAGUUGGCACUGGAGCUGGAGGUGGCCGAGGCAGUUUAAAUGGAGUGUUCCGUGGAUAUCCCCUCAUAUCACCUAAAUCUGGAGGGGCUGGAGGCAAAUCAGCUAAUUCCCAGGCCAAGCUUGCUGCUAAAUAUGCUGGAGCUGGAGGUGUACUUCGUCAAGGGGGCAUGGCCGGAGCAGGAGGAGUACCUAGCAGUGUACCUGGAGCAGAUGGGGUCCCUGGUUAUGGAGUUGGUGGUGUACCUCGUCAAGGGGGCAUGGCCGGAGCAGGAGGAGUACCUAGCAGUGUACCUGGAGCAGAUGGGGUCCCUGGUUAUGGAGUUGGUGGUGUACCUCGUCAAGGGGGCAUGGCCGGAGCAGGAGGAGUACCUAGCGGUGUACCUGGAGCAGGUGGGGUCCCUGGUUAUGGAGUUGGAGCUGGAGCUGGUGGUGUACCUGGUUACGGAGGUGGAGCAGGAGGCAUACCUGGAUUCGGAGCCGGAGCAGGAGGCGUACCUGGUUAUGGGGGCGGAGCCGGAGCAGGAGGCGUACCUGGGGCAGGGGGCGUCCCUGGCUCAGGUGGGUAUGGAUACCCAGGGGGUUACCCAGGUGGAGGGCGGUACCCAGGGGCUGGCCUAGGAGUAGGAGGUGCCUACCCAGGAGGAGCUGGAUCUAAGGCAGCCAAAUAUGGUCAGGGUGGAGCAGGCACUGGAGCUGGUGGUGGUCUAGGAGGAGGAGGUCCAUCAGCAGGAGCUGGUGCUGGGCUCAGCCAGGGAGUGCCUGCAUCUGGGAUUGGAACCGGAAGACUGCCUGGUGGGGCUGGAGGGGAACCAGGAGGCGGUUACAGGCCUGGCGGUAGCGUCGGUCCUGGAGGUGGAGUUGGACCAGAUGGGGCCAGUUAUGGACCAGGUGGGGCCGGCUAUGGACCAGGUGGAGCUGGACCUGGUGGCUAUGGACCAGGUAGUGCUGGAAGUUAUGGAACAGGUGGAGGGGUUGGACCAGGUGGUGCUGGGGAAGGACAUGGUGGAGCUGGCUAUGGACCAGGUGGAGCCGGCUAUGGACCAAGUGGAGGAGUUGGUGGAGUGCCUGGUGGUGGACACAGACCCAGAGAUGGUUUACCUGGUAGUGUUGCUGGUUACGGACCUGGUGCUGGUGUUGGAGGAUAUGAUGCAAAUGCCAAAGCUCGUAAAUAUGGUAUGCUAAGUGGUGUCCUUGGGACCCCAGGAGGAGGACAGGCAGCCAGCCUGGGAGGAGUACCAGGAGGGGGAGCAGGGACUGGAGUAGGCCAGGGGGGAGUGCCCAGAUCUGGGCUUGGUGGUGGUGGAGGUUUCCCUGGUGGUUAUGGUCCUGGUUCUGGAUAUGGACCUGGCCGUGGAACCGGUGGUGGUUAUGGACCAGGAGUGGGUGCUGGGACUGGACUUGGCCAGGGAGCAGGGCCUGGAGCUGGGCUUGGUGCUGGUGGAGUGCCUGGUGGUGGAUACAGACCCGGAGGUGGUUUACCUGGUAGUGGUGCUGGUUACGGACCUGGUGCUGGAGGAUAUCCUGCUGGGGCUAAGUCACUGAAAUACGGUCCAGGAGGAGGUGGAGGAGCUCCGGGUGGAGGCCUUGGUGGGAGAUUCGGUGCCUCAGGAGGUCUGCCAGGAGGAGGCUACGGACCAGGGGCAGGAGGCGCCUUAGGAGCAGGAGAAGCAGGGGCCGGAGGAAGAGUGCCUGGGGGUGGAUACAGGACUGGAGCUGGGCCUGGUGCUGGGUAUGGAGCAGGAACAGGGCCUGGAGCUGGGUAUGGUCAGGGAGCAGGAGGAGUCCCUGGAGGAGGAGUCCCUGGAGGAGGCUAUGAAGCUAGGGCAAGAGCAGGAGGAGUACCUGGGGCUGGAUAUGGACCUGGAAGAGGAUAUGGUGCCGGAUCAAAAGCUGCUAAAUACGGACAAGGUGCUGGUGGGGCCGGUGGGACCCUUGGAGGAGGAGCUGGACAAGGAUUCGGAGGGGUACCAGGUGGCUAUGGACCAGGUGGCUAUGGAGCCGGACCAGGUGGCUAUGGAGCCGGACCAGAUGGCUAUGGAGCCGGACCAGGUGGCUAUGGAGCCGGACCAGGUGGCUUUGGAGCCGGACCAGGUGGCUAUGGACCCGGGGGCGGAGCAGGAUCAGGAGGGGUGCCAGGCUACGGUACUGGAUCUGGAUUUAAGGCAGACAAAUACGGACCAGGUGGGGCCCUUGGUGCUGGGGCAGCUGGAGGUGCAGGGGCUGGGACCGGAGCUGGGACAGGUGCUGGAGGAGGUGCAGGACCUACACCUGGCCCUGGCACAGGCACAGGAGCAGGAGGAGAUGACACUGUGACAGGAGCAGGAGGAGACGGUACUGUGAUAGGAGCAGGAGGAGAUGGCACUGUGACAGGAGCAGGAGGAAACAGGACAGGCGCAGGAGGAGCAGGCACUGGAGGUGAGCCUGGUGGUGCCGGUGGGGUUCUAGAAGGAUCUGGAAGUUCUGGUGGCCCAGGAGAUGGUACCGGCCUCACAGCUGGUGCUGUUGGAGGAAGGGUGGGAGACACAGGAAUCCCUAUCAUUGGAGGAAAACCAGAUAAAUCGGGGCUUGGAGGGACAGCAAUCCCAGGUGGAAUUGCAGUGCCAGAAACUGGGGCUGGAGUUGUUCGACCCAGUGCUGGGGCUGGAGUUGAUGGGGUAGGAGUUCACUCUGGAGGUUCGGGAACAGGCAUCGGUAUUGGUGCCGGCGGAAAACCCUCUAACGAAAGACAAGCAGGUGCUGGUUCUACAGGUGCUGCUAUCGGUGAUAUCACUGGAGGGGGGAGACUACCUGGCACUAAACCUCUGAAGGCUCCAAGAGGAGAUACACCUGGUGAAGGAGAGGGAGAUGCAGGAGGAGGAGCAAGAGGUGUUGGUGGAGGUCCUGAUGGUGCAGGAGGAGCAGGCAGUGGAUCUGGCGGAGUAGGAAGAGAUGGUGAUGGUAUAGGAGGAGGAGGAGGACCAGGAGGAGCAGGCAGUGGAUCUGGCGGUGUAGGAAGAGAUGGUGAUGGUGAAGGAGGAGGAGGACCGGGAGGAGCAGGGGGGAAAGACGGUGUUGCAGUUAGAGUGGGAGGAAGUCCUAACGGUGCAGGGGGAGCUGGAGGUUCAGGAGGUGGAGGAGCAGGAGUAGAACCUGGAGGAGUUGGAGGAGGUGCAGGACCAGGCAGGAGUGACAAACCACCCAAAGGUUAUGGAGCAGGUGGAGCUGGCAGUCUGGGUGCAGGAGGUGCUGGAGGAGCAGCUCUGGUCCCUGGGACUGGUGGUGCCGGUGAUGUAGGAGCUGGAACCCCCAAACCAGGAAAAAGAUAUGGUGCUGGCCAAUUUGGAGCAGGAGGACGAGGUCCUGGAGGAUAUGGUGCCGGACCAGGCGGAUACGGAGCCAGUCCUGGAGGAUAUGGCACUGGACCCGGUGGUUAUGGGGCCAGACCCGGUGGUUAUGGUGCUGGUCCAGGCGGUUAUGGUGCUGGUCCAGGUGGUUAUGGUGCUGGUCCAGGCGGUUAUGGGGCUGGAGCUGGUCCUGGUGGCUAUGGUACUGGGCCAGGUGGCUAUGGUGCUGGGGCUGGGCCUGUAGGAUAUGGAUCCAAGCCAUACAAGACUGGAGGUGCUGGAGCCGGUGGUGUUGGUGGAGGUCUGGGUGGAACUGGUAGCCUGGGUGUCAUAGGAGCCGGAGCAGGACCAGGAGGAGUAGGUGGAGGUCAAGGAGGAGGUCUAGGUGGAGGUCAAGGUGGAGCUGGACCAGGUGGCUAUGUACCAGGUGGAGUUGGUAGCAGAUACCCCACAGGUGCUGGAACUGGUACAGGAACUGGCACUGGAAAACCACCUAAAAGCUAUGGGAGAGCUGUUGGAGAUGGAGAUGGGCUUGGUGGUUAUGGUGGCGGACCAGUUGGUUAUGGACCAGGAGGAACUGGGGCCGGACUAGGUGGGGCUGGGGCCGGGCAAGGUGGAUACGGUGCCGGACCUAAAGGUUAUGGACCAGGUGGUGCAGGGCCGGGAGGAAUUGGGGUCAGACCAGGUGGAGCAGAGGCCGGACCUGGUGGCUAUGGUGCUGGGCCUGGAGGUUAUGGGUCUGGGGCUGGUCUUGGACCUGGCGGAGCUGGUCCUGGAGGUUAUGGGGCUGGACCUGGUGGCUAUGGACCAGGUGGAGUUGGAUCUCAUAAAUAUGGUAUGCUAAGUGGUUCCCUUGGAGGGGGACAAGCAGCUGGCCAGGGAAGAGUGCCAGGAGGGGGAGCAAGGACUGGGCUUGGUCAGGGAGGAGUGCCUGGAGGGGGAGCAGGUACUGGGCUAGGCCAUGGAGGAGUGCCUGGAUCUGGGCUUGGUGGUGGUAGUGGUCCCGGUGCUGGGUAUGGACCUGGCAUUGGAACUCAUGGUGGUUAUGGACCAGGAGGUGGUGCUGGGACCGGACUUGGUCAGGGAAGAGCCGGGGCUGGACCAGGUGGCUAUGGACCACUUGGAGCUGGGGCUGGACAGGGAACUGGAGCUGGAGGGUAUGACGCAAAUGCAAAAGCUCGUAAAUAUGGUAUGCUAAGUGGUUCCAUUGGAGGAGGACAAGCAGCUGGCCAGGGAGGUGUGCCAGGAGGGGGAGCAAGGACUGGGCUUGGUCAGGGAGGAGUGCCAGGAGGGAGAGCAGGGACUGGACUAGGCCAGGGAGGAGUGCCUGGAUCUGUGCUUGGUGGAGGUAGAGGAGUCCCUGGUGGUUAUGGUCCUGGAGCUGGAUUUGGACCUGGUGGUGGAACUGUUGACGGUUAUGGACCAGGGGGGGGUGCUGGAACUGGACUUGGCCAGGGAGGAGUUGGGUCCGUACCAGGUGGCUACGGGACUGGGCCUGGUGGUUAUGGACCAGGUGGAGCUGGACAGGGUGCAGUGAAGCCAAACAAAUCAGGUUAUGGCUCCUCCUCCUUGGGUGGAGCUCUCUUUGGACCAGGUGUUGGAGCAGGUGGGGUACCUGGUGCUGGAGCUACCGGGCGAAGAGGAGGAGUUCCAGGUUAUUAUGGCUCCCAGGGUGGAGCUGGCUAUCAACCAGGAGGCUACGGAGUAGGAGAAGUGGGACAAGCAGGGCAGAAAUCGAAGGCACAGAAGGCAGCCAAAUACACAGCCAUGCAAGGCUUCCUGGGAGCACGCAGCUACAGAGGGGGCGCCGACUGCCAGGGUAAAUACUGCGGACGGAGGUGGAAGUGAGAGCAGCAAAAAGAAGUGACCUCAUCAACAACAUUGUGGUGCUACUGCAUGAUUCCAGAAUGUACUGAUUUUCAACUACUAAUAUGUCCCUUUUUUUUCUUUUAAAGUGUGAAUCUCGGGCAAUGGCAAAACCAGAGCCUGUUUGAUCUUUUAUUCUGAAACUGUGAUGUGUUAAUUGUUCCUCACCUGUACCCCUUUAGCCCCUCCUGUGUACCCCUUUACCUCCACCCCCCUUAACCCACCUGUGUACCCCAUUUACCCAUUUAGCUCCACCAUGAGUUAUGUUUGUUUAAAACACUGAUACUAAGGCGUCCCACAACGGAGUGCCUCUAGACCUGUCUGUAUGCUGACUGUCUGUUUUCUGAUUAAUGUGACUAACAUCCCUCUACGAAGCUAUGCUAUUGACACACAGGCCCAGACUUACUCAACAUUUGCACCUGCACUUUUCAAUACACCUAGUUUUUGUUCAAGGUGUUUAGUAGCAAACAUUUACAAAAUCUGGCCCAAGGUGUCUUGAGAUAUAUACAUACACUGCUGGUAUAAAUUAAAAUCAUAGGAGAUAUCUUUAGAGUGGUAAUUUUACAACCACCAUUUUUGAUUUAUAACUGUGUCCACUCUGAACCCUCAAAAGCAGUGUGUGUCCACAGCAAUGCUCAUGUUCUAACUGCUUCUAGUUUCGGCAGUUCUCAAAAAAAGGGAGCUUAUUGCCCUUAGAGCCAUUAGUAAAGGUUUUAAGAUUGUAUAUGCAGUCGUUUAUAAUGCCUUUACAGAAUAUAUAGUAAGGUUUUAAUAAGCCACUUGCCUGAAAUAUUAUCAACAUCUUUCUGAAUGGCUGUAUAACACUGAAUUGCUGUGAGUGUUUUGAACACUUAAUCACAUCGAUAUGACCGUGUUAGUACAGCCAUAGUUGAGAUGACUGAAAAUGUGCAAACGUAUAUUUUCUAUUUAAAAUCCUCAUAUUGGCUUUACCGAGAGCAACAGUACCUACAUGUACAUUUGCAGUUGAUUAAAACUAAUAUUAUAAUCAUGCUGAUCGCCACAGAUUGGCCUGUUUUCAGACCUAUCACCGUAAAACAUAAUUCUGUUAACUCAAAUUAUUUGAGAAAACUGAUUGCCUUGACUCAUUCAAUUAAAGGAACACAUUUUUUGUAAGUUACCAGUACUCAGUUCAUUUAGUUUUAGUGACAUAGACGGUUAUGUUAUACAGUGAACUGUAGAGAGCAUAUAGCUGCAGACUGUUGACAAAAGCCCAAAUUAAACGAGACAUGUUUUUUUACGCGCGUGAAUUCACGCAGGAAAUAGAAUGCAUGGGAGUGAAUGAGAGACAGAUUGGCCUCAACAGCGUCAAUCCACAUCAAAUUAGAAAGCAAGUCUAUUUCUCUCCACAUCUACACGAAGCAAUGCUGGUAAAAUUAGCAAAUAAAUUGCCAGAAAAUAGACUGUUUGCAUCGUUAUGUCUGGAAAUGUGAAAUGUAUAGUUUAAAAGUGUCUAUUUAGUGUUGAUAAGUUUAACUGCCAAUACAUAUUUGAAAACAAUGGCAUGGGAUUUCGAUCACAGGCAUAUAGCCUAGGCCAGGGGUCUCCAACCUUUUCUAGCCUGAGUUACUUUAAAAAUAAUUAAACAUGUCGCUUCUCUUCUCCUCUCCCAUUCAACUCUUCCUCAGGUCCUUAGUGUAUAAGAGAAAGUAGUGCACUGUUUUCUGUCAAUAUACCUGGUAAAAUAAUUAUUAAUAAACAACUCUAAGGGGAUCCCUAUAAAGUCUGAUUUUCUUUCUCAAAUUAUGUUUUCAAUUUCCCAAAAUACGUUCUCUGUUUUAUGUUUUCUGGUUUAAGAUUGUUUUUGAUUUUACUCUCAAAAUUACAAUUGUUCAUAGAGAAACAACAAAAUAGUUUGUUCUGAGUCCAUGUCAUGGUUAAAUCACAUCAGGAUACCUUUUUUGGGUGGGGUCUGGAGGAAAACAAAUAGAUUUCCCCUUUAUUGUGCAUCUAGCGAGUAAGGAAUGUGCUGUCUAAUGUGCCAGUCUAGCGAUGGUUCUGUACUGCUGCUAAUUUCAUGGCAAAGUUAGUAAAUAACAAAUAGAUACAAAUGAUAUACUUACUUAUGAUAAACUUCUGCCAGGUAAGCCUACUUUGCAGUUAACAUUUAAUUGAGAACUUUUUAGGGAAAGCAUUUCUGUCAGCCCACAAGACGGUUAUCGCAUCAACUGGCUAUACACACAGAGUGAUAGACAAACGCGCCACACCAUAUACAGUAGACAGACGGGCAAUACUACCGGAAAUUAAUUGGCAGAUAUUGUUUAAGGUUUUAUUUUUUAUGCCAAUAGUGGCUAACAAGGGCUGGGAUAAUGUCAAUGUUGUGUUGAUUAGAUAGGUGGGAGCUUGCAGUGCCGGAUACUUGGGAGAUUUGUUUAUGACAGUUUGCGAUGGAACACAUGACCAAUUGCAUAUGCUUUCAGAAUUGUUUGGUGAGCUACUCAUAGGUGAGCUGCGAGCUACUGGUAGCUCAUGAUCAACCUGCUGGAGACCCCAGGCCUUGGCAGACUACGGCUGGGAAACUCGAGGAACUACGAUUUCAAGAGAGAAUACUAUUAUGUAGGAAGAACGAGACUAGCUAAAUUCCUUAUAGACUGCUCAGGUUUAUUAGCUACAACUCUCAUGUUCAUGAAUAACAAUUAUUUAGCCUGUGCAGGCAGGUACGGUGGCUCCCAUAGGACAUCUAAGAUGAAUCAAAAGGAACACACAAAAAUAGUUCCCAGGUGCUAUAUAGCGAACAUAACAAAUACAACUGUUUAUUAUGGAUUAUCAUGACGAUUACGUUGACGUACACUACGCAGUAUAUGUGAAUUGACGCUCGCCUCUCGCAAGCAAAUUUCACACGGUUGACAGGCAUCUCCUGGUGUGAUUUCGGCUUAACACUGAUGCAGUUCAAGUCUUUUCACUCUGAAUUUAAACUAUUUGUUUACUUUAGCUUUUUAAAUUAUGAAGAAAAAAUGCUAAAACAUUUUUGUAGUCUUUAUUAACCUACAAUUUCAACAAUGUUUAGUCUUCUGAUUUAAAAAAAUGAAGUGCUUUAUUUUUUUACAUUGUCUUUGCUCUGUAAUGCUAGUGUUACCUGAGGUGUCAUGUUACAUGUUUAAUGAAACUUUGUAAUCUUGAGUUAUCAUCUAUGGGCUCUAGUGUUUAUAUCAUUAAGCCCAGACAGACAAAGAACAUCUGUGUUUUACCUUAGAAGAGAAUUAUGCACUUUUUUUCCCACACAGUACACAGUUUUUAAAUAAAGAAAUUACCUGAA
Salmo salar (Atlantic salmon) is the source of this 10556-nucleotide messenger RNA. The record is from RefSeq and is a predicted model, not a curated record. Lineage: Eukaryota; Metazoa; Chordata; Actinopteri; Salmoniformes; Salmonidae.